AAUUAUUAAUUAAUAAUUAUUUAUAAAACUUUCUGCUAUACAAUAAGAAAAGUCAAAGCUAUUAAUAAAUAGUUUAUUGAGUAAUGUGUUACCUACAUUGUUAUCUUAAUGAGAAAUAAUAAUAAUGAUUAUAUUAAUCCUAAUGACAGACACAGAAGAUUCUUUAUACACACAAUCAACAGAUUGCAGCAUAAAUUUACGAUUAUGUGCACUUUUCAAUAAGUGAACUCAUUAUUCUUCUAAUAUGAGUGCAAAUAUCUUACAUACCUAUUAACUAGUUCAUUAGAUAAACAUUUCAUCGAGACGUAUUUGAUCACUUCAAAUGCAACCACGGUGUAGACAAAGUGUAAAUGAAACUGCGCUGUGUUCGCCGACGAAUUUAACGUUAUCGUGGAGGAAUAUUUGUUAUAAAGUUAAGGUAAAAAAAAAUGACAGUUACGUGAUGGAUUUUUUCAAAGGUCGGCGAAUGGAGAACAUCAGUAUAUUGAAUGGAGUCAAUGGUAUUGUCAAAUCUGGCACUCUGAUGGCAAUUCUAGGAUCUAGUGGAGCGGGUAAGACUUCUUUGUUAGCUACGAUAAGCAGGAGAAUAAAAAAAAGAACGACAGGGGACAUUUUAUUGAAUGGAAAAUUGUUUACUCGUGAAUUAAUGGCGAAAAUUAGUGGUUUUGUACCUCAGGAAGAUCUAGCUGUUAAAUCACUUACUGUACAAGAACAUAUGGAAUUUAUGGCUAAAAUGAAAAUAGACAGUCGUUACCGUCGAGUAGCUCGGAGUCAAAAAAUCGACGUGCUGCUUCUAGAUCUAGGAUUAAUCGAACUCAAAAACUCAAAAUUGUCAACUCUGUCAAACGGCGAGUGGAAAAGAGUAUCUCUAGCUGUUCAACUCUUGACAGAACCAAAAAUUUUAUUCUGCGACGAACCAACUACUGGAUUAGACAGUUAUUCAGCAACAGUGGUCAUAGAUGCGCUAAAAAAAAUUGCAGUUAAAGGCAGAAUUGUUAUUUGUUCCCUCCAUCAGCCUGCUUCUGGCUUACUGGAUCAUUUUCACAAAAUUUACCUCCUUGCUGCAGGUAAUUUAGCUUUUCAAGGAAGUCUUUCUGAAGCUACGGCAUUUUUCUCAAGUUUAGGUUACAAUUGUCCAUCAAUUUAUAGUCACGCUGAGUUUUUUGUGUCACUAUUAUCUAUUACUAAAGGAAAUGAAGAUGAAUGUUUCAAAAAAAUAACUAGAAUAUGUGAGGAGUUCAAAAAAUCUGCAUACGGAAAAAAAAUGACCACUUCUAUUGAAGAAUCUUAUGCCGGAACUUCAGUAGAUAUUGAUGAUGGAGAUGGCAAAGACAUUCCGCAUCCGAUAUUUGCUGCUAAUUACUUACCACUGAAUGACUUCAAAAAGAUUCCUAGUUUCCAACAAUUGAGGUGGUUAAUAUGGCGCAAUUACAUUGACUACAAAAGAAAUUCAUCGGCAAUUUUUCUAAAAUUUUUGAUCUACAUAAUUGGGGGAUUGAUUCUUGCGACUCCUUAUAUACAUGUUACGAGGGAUAUCGACCAGCGUAGUAUACAAAACGUUCAGGGUUUGAUGUAUUAUAUUGUGACUGAGACAAUAUUUACCUUUCAUUACGCUGUGUUCUACACGUUUCCUAAAGAAAUGCCACUUUUGUUACGCGAUAUGGCUAAUGGACUCUAUUAUCCUCUGCCUUAUUAUGUCAGCAAAGUUGCGGUAAUGAUACCAGGAUCCAUUAUCCAACCGUUUAUUUAUUCAGCAUUGAUCUAUUGUAUCACAGGAUUAAGAGGUGGAUUAAUAAGUUUUUUAUAUUUCGUUUUACCAGUUGUACUUGGAGCCAUAUCUGCCGGCGCCCUUGGAUGCUUGAUGUCUGCAUUGUUCGACUCUUUUGAAACUGCAUCACUGUUAUCAGUUUCUCUCGACUUUCUGACACUCAUUUUCAGCGGAGUUUAUCUCAAUCUCGGAAAUCUACCAGCGCGUAUAUCAUGGUUAAAAUAUAUUUCACAAUUCUACUACAGUACAGAAGCUGUUUCAGUGACUCAAUGGCGCGAAUAUAAUUAUAUAAAUUGUUCGACAAACAUUGAUACACCGUGUAUAGCAACUGGUGAACAAGUUAUGGAAAAUUUUGGAUUUGCACCUGACAAUUAUUACAUCGACUUGAUGGGUCUACUCGCUAUUUUCACUUUCAGCCAUUUCGCAGGUUUUAUGGCUAUUUUCUACAGAAGUUUCAACGAGCCCGUUUAUUGAAUCUUGUUUUUAUUUUUCAAGAAAAUUUUGAGCAAUAAACACACGGAAAAAAUAGAUACGAAUUGUUAGUCGUGGAUCGGAAAUAAAUACACUGACAAAAAGAUUUUUUGAUAUUUUAUAAAUUUUAUUAACUGUUAAUAAAUAAUGUUUUAACAUCAGACGAUGUAAUAAACAUUAAAUUAAUAGUUAAAGAAUAUUUGUUUAGAUCUUCGAAUAAAAAUUAAACUUUGAUAUUUUUUAUGACCCCACAACUUCAAUAGAAAAUAUAAUUUUAUUAGAUCAGGUAGAUUGACAAUCUUCUUAUUAAAAAAAAAAAUAAAUAAAUAAUGGUUGUAAUAAACUACAGAAUUUUUUUGCGGUGAAAAAAUUAUCAAAAAAAUCACUCCAAAAAAAUUAUCAACUUUUAAGAAAUUUUUCAAUAAGUGAAAAGUUAUUAAAUUAAAUAAUUGUAAGCGCUAUUAUAUAAUACAGGACUGACUUUUCUGACCAUCAAAAUGAUUCGUUGCAGCAUAGGAAAUAUUACUAUAAAAGACUUUGUUUAUUUUUAACAUACGAAUGACUAUGACGUAUUAAACGGUAAUUAUUCGUAUCUAUUUUUAGCGUGUGUAGUACGUAAAAUUAGUUAAUUGUAAGUUAAACUCCAUUUAAUUAUUUUUGUACCUCGUUAUCUGUCGAAAAAAAUACUUGCAAAUGUUACUUUUCAAA
Messenger RNA from Cotesia congregata, 2947 nucleotides. The record is from the annotation of a GenBank genome assembly. NCBI's taxonomy places the organism in Eukaryota, Metazoa, Arthropoda, Insecta, Hymenoptera, Braconidae.